AUGGCGGAGGGAAUGCGCGACGAGCAAGAAGGGCCAUCGCGGGCCUCGACCGUGCCCGCCAUCAUCACCACCAACGCCUCGUCUUCCAGCAUCAUUCAUCACGACUUGUCCACCUCCGCCUCCAAUAGUCCGACCAUCUUCAAUCGCGGCGAUCACAGCCCCAGCUCUCCCAAUCCCAGUUUCCUCCGCUCUUCACAAAGUUUUCCUAUCGGUUCCGCCUCCGAUGUGACCGCUACGUCAAACGGAUACCAGCAGCAUGCCAGAAAGGAUUCCCGCGCCCUUCCGGCUGCCAGCAACGGCUCCGUCAAGAAUCUCGCCUCCUCCCCGACGUUUGCCCAGUCCAGCGCCGACUCGAGCGCCAUCGAUCCCCUGUCUCAACAUAUCAUUAAAAGAACCAACACCCAAAAAACCAUCCCGUUGAAGCUGUUAGGAAGAGCCUCCACCGAGGCGGAGCUGGGCGGCAGCGACCCACGCGCCUCGUUGGACCAUGGCUCUGCUCGCGGAGAGACUGCGCUGCAUACGAAGCCUUCGAAGGAGAAGAAGAAAGGAGUGUCCUUCCUGAGUCGAAUCAUCCCUGGCAAGAAGAAGGCCCAGUUCCCGGACGACGAGGACGAUGUCUCUGAACCCGAAACCAGCCGCAUGGAUCCCGACGCUGCCGCUCAGCCCAUAGGCUUCGUACCGCGAUUCCCUCCCCCGCCGAAAUACAUCCGCGUGCGCGCACACUACAAGAAGGAGAAGACGUUUAACCGGGUCUUCCUGGCUCAGGAGCUGGACGGCGCCGACGACUCGGCCAGCGUCUCGGACCAUGACGCAGUCUCCACAGCCGGCCCGCAGAAUGAGAGAUAUACGGGCAAAGCCAUCUGGGCCCUGGUGUUUUCCAAUGAUGGCAAAUACAUGGCUGCCGCCGGGCAGGACCGCAAGGUGCGCGUCUGGCAGGUCGUGGCAUCGCCGGAGGAUCGCAGCCCCAGUGAGCCGGAGAGCGACGACGAUGCGCCACGACUAAACGCGCAAGUGUUCAAACCCCAACCGAUCCAGGUGUACGAGGGCCACACCGGCAGUAUCCUGGAUCUCAGCUGGAGCAAGAACAAUUUCCUGCUUUCCUCCUCCAUGGACAAGACCGUCCGGCUGUGGCAUGUCAGCCGACCCGAGUGUCUGUGCUGCUUCCAACACAGCGAUUUCGUCACCUCCAUCCAGUUCCACCCGCGCGACGACCGGUUCUUCCUGGCUGGGUCGCUGGAUACGAAACUGCGACUCUGGAGUAUUCCGGACAAGAGCGUGGCCUUCGUGGCCACGGUCCCCGACAUGAUUACAGCGGUGGCAUUCACGCCGGACGGACGACAUUCGAUCUCGGGCAGUCUGAACGGACUGUGCAAUAUCUACGAGACAGAUGGCCUCAAGGCGGUUGGACAGAUCCAUGUGCGCUCGGCUCGCGGUCGCAACGCCAAGGGCAGCAAAAUCACCGGAAUUGACACCAUGUCGUUGCCACAUGGCGACCCCCACGGCGACGUCAAACUGCUAAUCACCAGCAACGACUCCCGCAUUCGACUCUACAACUUUCGCGACCGCACGCUCGAGGCCAAAUACCGAGGGAACGAGAACACGUGCAGCCAGAUCCGCGCCUCAUUCAGCAAUGACGGGAAACAUAUCAUCUGCGGCAGUGAGGAUCGCCGCACCUAUGUCUGGCCGGUGGGGCCCGUGGAGAAAGACGCCGACAAACGGGCUGUGGAGGUCUUCGAUACGCAAUCCGCCCUGGUGACGGCCGCCAUCAUGGCGCCCAGCCGCGCCAAACAAGUCCUAGGAUUCUCCGAGGAUCCCAUCUAUGAUAUCUGCAAUCCGCCUCCCGUGACGCUCGUCAGUCAGGCCGACAAGGAGAACGGACGAGCGAACCGCAUGUCGGCCGCCAGCAAGCUCGCGCAAGACUCUCCGACGUUCAUGUCGCGCUCGACACACCCAGAUGGAAAUAUCCUCGUCGUGGCGGACUACGCCGGGAAGAUCAAGGUCUUGCGACAAGACUGCGCCUAUCAGAAACGGCGCUACGACAGCUGGGACACGCAUUCCACGAUCUCGCGACGCAUCCUGCGACGCACCAACUCGGCGCGCCACAGUAUUGCCUCCUCCAUCGGCAAGGAUUCGAUGAAGACGACGCCGUCGGACCGCAUCAUUUCAUGGCGCAACUCUGUUAUUCGACAUGGCAACCGCUCGGGCAUGCGUACGCCGCGCACCCGCAGCCCGUCUCCCCACAAGUCACUGCGUGACACUCUGCCGGGCUACGCCAGCCCAGGACGAGUCUCGACGGGAGCACGACCCGAUUCGCGCUCCAUCUAUACGACUUCCCCGACGCCCUCCGCAUAUAAAAACUCCAUGGACAGUCGACGGUCCAGCGCAGACACCACUCGCAAUGGGCACAACGGUGUUGCAGUGGACAGCCCGCAGCGCGGCGCCGGGUCCACCUGGUUCCCCAAGGGCGGAGACAAGGAUAACCCGCUCUGGCUACAAGGGGAGCAGAGCUACGCGUUCUACAACAAAAUCGCGCACGAUGCGAUGACGGUGCAGAGCCGCAAGCGAACCGAGGGCAACGGACUCCUCACUCCGAAUCGACUGUCGGUGCCGGGGGAGCGCCAAAUGAGCCUGGGCAGCGCGCUGAGCAGCGACUAUGCGUCGUCCAACGGGGACGGGGAAGACGGCGAGGUGUUGAAGUGCGAUAAUUGCCGAGGGACGAAUUUCCGAGCGACGAAAGCGAGGAAUGGAAAGCAGCGGACGAGUUUUGGAUAUGGGAUGAUUGAUGUAUAUGAGCAUGUAAUUAGCUGUCUAAACCACCACCUAACCACCAACUCUGAACUUCCACCUCCGAGCGGGCGCCGCAAAACACCAGAAAUAAUUACAGCUUCAGAUCACACCCACCUUCCUACCACACAUUCCUCCACCCUCACACCCUCGUCUCUUCAACCAAACCGAUCCUCGAUCUUAUACCUCCCCACUCAGAGGGAAUCUAAACCCGCCAAAAUGCCAUACCUCCCAACCUCCCAAUCCUACCUCGAACAAUCCUCUCUCCUCCUCCAAGCCUACCCAGACACGAGAAUCACAACAAAAUACUCAUUCCCGCGCACAACAUCCACCUCCACAUCCACAAAACAACAGCAACAACAACCACCCACCUCAACAGAAGACACCGAACCCAAGCCCCGCAUCGCCACGCUCGAACUCAAAACCUAUCACCCGGGAUCAGGCAUCUGUUUGAAAUACCGCACGAACAAGGGCGCCGAGGUGGGCCGGUUGAUCACCUCGUUGGGGAAGUUGGCGGCCGGGGCUGAUGUUGAGGGGUUGGGAUUGAGUAAUCCUACUGCUGCUGCUGCUCCUGCGGAUGUGGAGAUGGGGGAUGCUCUUGCUCCUCCUGCUGGUGCUGCUGGUGGGAAUGGAGAGGGGCAGACGGUGGUAGCUGGGGAUAGUAGUAAUGCUGGUGGUGCUGGGAAGGGAGGGAAAGGGAAGAAGAAGGGGGGGAAGGGGAAGAGGUGA
This is a messenger RNA of Aspergillus niger, 3513 nucleotides long. RefSeq lists its product as uncharacterized. The transcript has 8 exons. Lineage: Eukaryota; Fungi; Ascomycota; Eurotiomycetes; Eurotiales; Aspergillaceae. The coding region runs from base 1 to 3513 and encodes 1170 amino acids. Gene Ontology annotation, molecular function: protein binding. The record is from RefSeq and is a predicted model, not a curated record.